Messenger RNA from Neolamprologus brichardi, 1165 nucleotides. Lineage: Eukaryota; Metazoa; Chordata; Actinopteri; Cichliformes; Cichlidae. The record is from RefSeq and is a predicted model, not a curated record.
AAUUUUGUUUCUGGAGAAACGGAGCAGGAUGGCCAGCAGAGGCGCUAAUUACACUGUAGACGCCUCCAGGAUCAGAUGGAUGGAUGAUUGUGGCAGAUCCACAUCUGUGCUGAUAAACCCGCUGAUCUAAUCCGGGACACGCAUGACGCUUUAUUCUAUAACACCGGGAGUUUGGCUGCUUUGUGUGAAGUGAGUAGUGACCAGUAGCGCCAGUGUCGGAGUUUUCCACGGCCGUGGCACCGACUGGCCAUGCUGCGGGAACAGGGCGGAUCUUAGGACCCGAGCUUUCAUUCCUCGUCGAAUAACAAAAAGUUACGGCGUGCUGUCGACGUGUGUGCCAAAGUGUUUGUGGUCAGCCCUUCGCUGCUGCUGCUGCGCUCCCGUUGCAGUGGUGCAGCAGCAGUCAGCUGCAGGGCUGCGUGUGUGUUCGUGUGCGCGAUCUGCCGCUGGGUGUCUGCACUACUCUGUGGCUGCACUGUAAACACAACGAGGCGAGCGCAGGCUGAUCCGCCCGUGCUUUCCGGAAACGAUGGCGCAAAACACGGGACACACCUCGGGUCAGCAGCCACACGCCUAGCAGCCCGACGAGGAGCCCGUGUGUGAACAAAAGGCAGCGGAGAGAGCGACUCAAGCGGGCACCGCGCGUCCGAGCGGGACGACCCUCUGAAUCCGGGGCUCGAGCACGCACCAGCGCUCUUUCUUUUUUGUGGCGCCGCUGAGACCCUGAACGUUGCACGCUGGCCACAUUGAUGCUGGUGGGCCUGUUCCUCUCCCUGCCACCUGCUUCUCCACAGCUCCCACUUCCUGAGCCAUCAUGGCUAUGAGCAGUGACGCUGGCUGUGAGAGGCUGGACCCGAACUCUUCUACGCCGACCAGCGGUCUCACAGACAUCAUGGCCGCCAUGACAACAAAAGACUCGGACGGCUCAGCCGCCAGCGGCGCGAAGAACGGCGCGUCCCAGCAGGAUGUGGCUCAGGCCAAGCGGCCUCUUCCAUCGCGGCCUCACCUGACUGGGAGGAAGCUGUCUUUGCAGGAGAGGACGCACAUCUCCCCUCGCAGGCCCACCGUGGAGAGCAAACGGGUGUCCAUAUCAGACUCCCAGGUGAGAAUCUUCCUAAUAUGUUAUUUCAGCUUCAGUGUGAAUAUGUGACAGCAGCACCAGUGU